UUUCCACAGUGUUUUCCCUAUAUUCAAUGUACUCUAUGGUUUUAUGUAUUUCUUUAUAAUAUUUUCAUGGGAUUUACAUUCUCAAAAUAAUAAAAUAGUACAAAUACAAAAGGCUACAUGUGCUCUUGACCUACUUGGUGUUGUGUUUUUCACAAACAAGCAAAAUAAGUAAAAGAAUACAGGCCAUUAGAGAUUUUUUAUCAUUGCAGAUAAAAAGGCCCAACGCAAAUGACGGGAUUCAGUCCGCGUAACAAUACGUAUUACGUAUAUUAAAAUACGUAAAUAAAAAAAUCAUAAUAUGUGUUUGUUUUGACAUACCGUCUGUUUUUACAAGAUUUACAUAUAUGUGUAGACGGAUGAUAUUAGGCGAGUCGCAGGUUAUAGACGACUCAUGAUUGUGGUUUCAUGAUGAUAUAUUAAUGAUGAUGAUGGGUCCUAGACUUCACACAAAAACUUAUAUUUUCUCUAAGAGAACAAAAGGGAAAAUCUGCAGAUAUGGCGUUUGAUGUUGCAUAAAAGCUUAAAUAUGAACCCAACUCAGAACCUAUCGCCAAUUUUAAAAAACUUUAAUGUUUACGACGUUUUAGAGCCAGAGAAAAUUAAUGUUGACGUAAAAGAAAAUGUACCUACGGAUAUACUUGUUGAUAUCUGUGACAUUGAUAAUGAACGACAAAAUUCAUCCGAUCUUAGUCCAGAUUUACAUGGAUCGUUUUUGGAUAAAGUUAAAAAAUCUGAGUUUGACUUGUUAGAUUUGUUUCAAAAUAUUUACGUCACUCCGGCAGAGAUUAAAAAAAAUAGUGAUGACAAAAAUAAAAUGACACCUAUAGAAAACAUUGGAACUGUGAACAUUGACUACACAAAGUUAUUUGAGAAAGCAGAACAGGGUGAAAAUUUGUCGCAUUGGAAAGAACAUCCCGAAAAUGGAACGGAAGAAUGUAGUAAUACGAAAGUCAAAGUCCUCGAUCGUGAUUAUUCUUCAAAACUUAUAAUAGAUCCUGCACCGAAAUUUAAAUACACUGAGCCCAAUCCUAUGUACGAAGAUGAGAUAGACAAUGUACUGCGACCGAAGCGAGUUUUAAAAGCACCUAUAAUAAUUAAGGAAACCGUGCCGAUAUCUUCUAUUAAACCACGUAUAUCUCAUGACAUUGAUGUACCUCAGAAAACAUCAUUGAAUAAUAAAAUACAAAAUCAACUAAAGAAUAACGAAGAAACAUUUAUAACACAGAAUGGUUAUCAACAUUUAAAAACAGAAAAAUUAAUGGCAAAAUCGUUUAAUCAUGACGAUAAACGAAUAGCAUACACUUCACAAGAUAAUGUGCAUUUAAAUGAAAAUAAAAAGGCGUUUUCUUCUAAAAUAGAUCAAAAAUACUGCCAUGAAAUAAAAGCAAGCCUAGUUGACUUAAACAGUCCAUCAGUUUAUAGUUCAAAUUGCCAAAACGAAUCGAUUCCAAUACUACAAACGGUAAAACUGGAUACGAAAGUAUAUAGCAAGAGGCAUAUCGUAAAAAAUGACAGUGAAAAAAUAGGUUUCACAAAAGGACCAGACAUCUAUGAAAAGUCUGUAGUUUUGCCGCAAAUUAUGAAACGUUUAGCUGAUAGGAAACAGGCUUUAGGUUGGACACAAAAUGUUCAAAGAAAGCUUAUAUUAGAAACUUAUAACAGCGUUAAGCAAAUACAAUAUCCUACUGAAACGACACCCAAUAAAAAUUGCAUUAUAAAACCAAUACCAUCUAAGUCUGAAUCGCCUAAAAUGGUAGAGUUUGAAAAGUUCACUUUCCGUAAUGAAGAAGAAACGAUGAAACUUGAAAAUCAUAUGCUAAGUCAUAAACCCGAGGUAUCUCUUAAAUCGCAAGCAUGUGGUUUAGAAUCAGCUGACAAGGUGACGCUCGAACCCAUAGUGUUAAUGGAAGACUGUAGUAAGAAAAGAAUGGCAGCUUUAAAUGCUAGAAUCGCAUUUGAAAAAUUCGUUCUGGGAAAGCCUCCUUAAUACUUUCGUGUUUAACAUACAACGUUUUUUGCUAAAACUAAAUAAAAACCGGCCAAGUGCGUGUCGGGCCACGCGCAGUGUAGGAUUCCGUAGAUUAAGUUAGCACUUUAUUCCAUUGUGCACAAAAGUACUGACAAAGAUACCCCAUACUAUGAAAUAAACGAAUAAAAAAUUUAUCCCUACUUUACAUGUAGGAGAAGAACUCUAAAAAUAUUUAUCAAGAUUUUAUUUUAUGACUUUUUUACAUUUCUACUGUUUUUAUACCCAUGCCGAAUUACUAGUAGUAGCUUUCUAGUAGUAAUCGUUUCUGCGCUAAACGGACGGAUGGACUAUAAGGGUUCCUUGUGGACUACGGAACCCUGAAAUCAGACAGUUUCUUAGAUCCUCAGAUUUUGGAUCAUUUAAUCGGUCGGUUAUAAAGAUAACUUUAACCAUUACAUUAUCAGAUACCAUCAAAAACCGAAAGAGAGGAGGUGACAAAGGAGGUAGGACAGGAAAUCACGGUUGAAAACCUAAUAAAUAUAAUAUGUUGCAAGCGAGUGACAAAUGGGACGCAAUUAAGAUGUAUUUAGAAAGCGUAAUGAAAACAAAGGAGAAGGAUGAAAGGGAACUGGGAAAGUGAAAGAGGCAGUGACGCUGGUGGUAGGCUAAAUGGUAGGUACACUAGCGUUUUUGAAGGUAGGAGGGUUUUUAGCCGGUAGGAGUCCGGCACUACCCAAACGGGUGUCCAUGAGGAUUUUCCCCCCUACGAAAAAAAAAAAAAAAGUUACCAUCAAUCAACAUUUAAGGCAGAACACCGCCUGAAGGGUGAAAUAAAAUAAAAUGAUCUAAAAAUGAAUCCCUAUUUUCUGGAUCAUGCUAAAGAACGCUUAAGAAUGUUUUAACCGAAAAUUGAUAAAUUUCAGAAAGCUUAACGACUAAUUUACCAAUGUUUAUUACUUAGUUACGAUUCAACGAAUCUGGAAAAACGAAUAAAUCAUCAGAGAUGGUACACGCAUUUUUUACACUAAACUAAAUGAAAUUGCUUAUUUUGUGAUAAGUUAUUGAGUUUAUAUUUUUUAAGGAUUUUUAUGCCAAUUAUUAUGGAUACUUAGUAUAAGCAUUGUAUGAUACUAUUUAAGUAGUUUGCGCAUAAGAUAUUUACUAAAUCUCUAUUAUUUUAAACAAGUUAGACAUUUUUUACAAUAUAUAAAAGUUCUUUUCCACCAGAGACGUGGUAGGCAAAUAGGAGUAAGCGACGUCAAAUUUUAAUUAUGAAACUGUCGUACUUUUUAAUAUACUUACUUACGUAUUUGUUAAUUAAAGCAUUUCUAUCAGUAUCUAGUUGAGUUAAGAAAAUUAAAGGUCAUGUAGAUAUCAAAAACACCCUAGCUCCACCGUUUACUUAGCACAGUACCUACUGUUUACCAACAAAUUAAAAAUGAGGAUAUAAAUCACUAGUCAUUUCACACCGAAUAAUAAUUACAUUUAACUUUUUCAUAUAUUGAUGAAAAUAAAUUUAAUUAAUAAUUAUAAAACAAAUAGAUAUGGUUAAUAUAUUUUAUAUAAAAUCGUAUAAACAAACAAUACAUAAUUUAAAAUAAGUAAUUUGUGAAAUGACAUGCGUUUUCUACCUUCAUUCCUAAUUUCUUUAUUGGUAAACAGUACUCAUCAAGAAAUGCUGUAGUAUAAUUUAAAAGCAUAUGGCAUUCAUUUACAUUAUUUUGUAUGGUUUAAGUUUCUAUCGUAGUCACAGAAUUAUUUAUACGUACAUACGUUAAAAAACGAGAGCCGGUUAUGGUUAAACACACUUGAUUUUAUAAACCGAUAGUAUAAACUCCGUAAUUGGCUACCAUACAUAAUUAUGGUACGAGCAUGAGCUAACAACCAGUCUUCCUAUAAUGAAGUUUAUCUAGUUAUAGCAGACUCUUGGAUCACGUAGGUAUCUAAUUAUAUUGAAAUUAUAUUUUAUCCAUAGAUUUUUAUACUCGAUAGUUUUAUUAAUAAAUGAUUCAAUAUUGUAUUACU
Molecule: messenger RNA, 3994 nt
Organism: Bicyclus anynana (squinting bush brown)
Lineage: Eukaryota; Metazoa; Arthropoda; Insecta; Lepidoptera; Nymphalidae
Exons: 4
Coding region: 506-1987 (493 amino acids)
Source: RefSeq, a predicted model, not a curated record